AUGAGGAAUCUCGCCCCCGGCCUCGCCGCCCUGGCCCUCGCCAGCACCGCCUGUGCACAAGGCUCCUUGUCUAACGGGACAUCACCAGUCUACAAGAACCCCAAUGCCACCGUCGACGACCGGGUGGCUGAUUUGCUGAGCCGCAUGACAAAGGAGGACAAGGCCUCCCAGCUGCUCCAGGGUGAUUUCACCAACUGGAUCAAUGUCACAGAUGGCAGCUUCAAUGCCAGCGGCCUGGAGUGGAACAUGCAGUACCGGUCCGCCGCCUUCUACGUUGGUUACUACACCAACUGGACAACUCUCUCCGAAGGUAUCAAGGUCGCCCAGGACUACCUGACCAAGAACACUACCCUCGGCAUUCCCGCCUGGGUCCAGUCCGAGGGCAUCCACGGCUUUCUGGCCGCCAAUGCCACCGUCUUCAACUCGCCAAUCGCUUUUGCCUGUGCCUGGAACCCAGAUCUGGUCGAGAAGAUGGGACAGGCCGUUGCGCAGGAAGCCCUAGCCCUGGGUGUAAACAACAUAUUUGCCCCCGUGGUCGACCUUGCUCGUGAGCUGAGGUUUGGCCGGGUCGAGGAGACGUACGGAGAGGACCCGUACCUCGCAGGAGAGCUCGGACACAGCUACGUCAAGGGCUUGCAGUCUCGCAACGUCGCGGCCAUGGUCAAACACUUUGCUGCCUUUGCCACGCCCGAGCAGGGGAUCAACACGGCCCCCGUGCACGGAGGAGAGCGAGAGCUCCGGACAACCUACCUGCCUCCUUUCAAGCGCGCCAUCAUCGAUGCCGAUGCCAUGAGCAUCAUGUCGGCAUACCACUGCUAUGAUGGCGUGCCAGCCGUAGCUGACCACCACACGCUGACUGAGAUUCUUCGGGAUGAAUGGGGCUACGAACACUUUGUGAUGAGUGAUGCGGGAGGCACCGAUCGUGUCUGCACCGCUUUUGGUCUUUGCCAAGCCUCUCCCAUCGACUCCGAGGCUGUUGUGUCCCUGGUUCUCCCGGCCGGGAACGACAUGGAGAUGGGCGGUGGAUCCUACAAUUUCCAAAAGAUCCCCGACAUGAUCGAAGCUGGCAAGAUUGAUGAGGCAGUUGUCGACCUCGCCGUCUCCCGAGUUCUCCGGGCCAAGUUCAAGAUGGGUUUGUUUGAAAACCCAUUCCCGGGCGUCGCAGAGGACGAGUUUGAGAACUAUAUCAACACCAACGAAACGCAGCAACUCGCACGUCAGCUCGACACCGAGUCCAUUGUCCUGCUCGAGAACCACAACAAUGUUCUUCCGCUGAGCAAGAGUGCCAACGUGGCUGUGAUCGGUCCCAUGGCCCACGGUCUGAUGAACUAUGGCGACUAUGUCGUGUAUAAAGCUAGCUACCGCGGUGUUACGCCACUUGACGGUAUCAAUGCGGUCAGCGAGGGCACCGUUACCUACGCCCAGGGGUGCGAGCGCUGGUCGACUGACGAGUCUGGGUUCGCCGAGGCCAUUGCCGCCGCCGAGGCCGCCGACGUUGCCGUUGUCGUCGUCGGGACUUGGUCCCGCGACCAAGGCGAACUGUGGACCGGUCUCAACGCCACCACGGGGGAGCACAUUGACAUUUCGGAUUUCAAGCUCGUGGGCGCCAUGCCGAAGCUUGUACAAGCAAUCAUCAACACGGGCAAGCCGACUGUGGUGGUUUUCAGCUCAGGGAAGCCAAUCACCGAGCCGUGGAUCAGCACCAACGCCUCAGCCCUCGUGCAGCAGUUCUAUCCUUCGGAGCAGGGAGGCAACGCCCUCGCCGACGUGCUGUAUGGAAACUACAACCCGAGUGGGCGCCUAAGUGUUUCCUUCCCGUACGACGUGGGAACAACCCCAAUCUACUAUGACCACCUCAACUCGGCCCGCGCUUUUCCCAACCCUGGACAAGUCUUCCCCAACGGCACAUUGGUAUAUGGCAACAACUAUGUGCUGCAGUCGCCGGUGGCGCUAUACGACUUCGGCUACGGUCUUUCGUACUCCAGCUUCUCGUACUCGCCGGUCACCCUGUCUUCCACCACUGCGUCCGCGACCGACAAGAUCACAGUCUCGGUCGACGUGACAAAUAACAGCACGGUCGACGGGACAGAAGUCGUGCAAGUCUACGUAAAGGACGACGUCAGCUCAGUCGUUGUCCCCAACAAGCAGCUCAAGGGCUUCGCCAAGGUCCCAAUCGCUGCUGGUGCAACGGAGACGGUCAGCGUCGACUUGAAUGUGGCAGAUCUGGGACUUUGGGACUUGAAGAUGAACUAUGUCGUUGAGCCUGGCAACUUCACUAUUUUUGUUGGCAGCUCAAGCAAAAACUUGCCUGUGAAUGCCACUCUGACAGUUGCUUGAACGAGGAGGGCCCUUCCAGUAUAGACUGGUAAGCAGGGAUAGUGUAAC
This is a messenger RNA of Diaporthe batatas, 2385 nucleotides long. RefSeq lists its product as uncharacterized. Bases 1 to 2337 code for a protein of 778 amino acids. NCBI's taxonomy places the organism in Eukaryota, Fungi, Ascomycota, Sordariomycetes, Diaporthales, Diaporthaceae. Gene Ontology annotation, biological process: glucan catabolic process. Gene Ontology annotation, molecular function: beta-glucosidase activity. The transcript is spliced from 4 exons. The record is from RefSeq and is a predicted model, not a curated record.